CUCGCCUCAUUAAUAUUUAGAGACGUACAACUUUUGGAUCAGUUGCUGUUUCAGCCUGCUGCGGAUAUGCCAUCGUCACUGCAAUUGCGAAGGGAUUAAGAAUGAGUAGACUGAACGUGGGUUGGAGCUGAACGUGGAGUCGCCUCAUCUAAAAAAAUUUAAUAUCUAUUAGAUAAAAUUUGUCUGUUGCAGUUUUAUCGGCCAAUUCUUUCAAUGUCCUAUUGAAAUCUGUUCGCCAAAACAAUGGGACAUCCUCCUCUUGAGUUCAGUGACUGCUAUCUGGACAGUCCAGAAUUUAGGGAAACACUCAAAUGUUAUGAAGUAGAGUUGGAGAGAACGAGCAAAUUCCUCAAAGAUGUUAUAAAAGAUGGCAACAGUGUAAUCAAUGCAAUCAAGGGCUAUUCAUUGGCAGUACAGAAGUUCUCACAGACACUUAGUGUGUUCCAGUUCGAUUUCAUUGGUGACUCUCUGACAGAUGACGAGAUUAACAUUGCUCAGUCUUUCCAAGAGUUUGCCGGUCUUCUCCAGGAAGUGGAACAUGACAGGAUGAUGAUGGUUCAGAAUGCUUCUGAUCUGCUUAUUAAGCCAUUAGAGAAGUUCCGGAAGGAGCAAAUAGGAUUAACAAAAGAGAGGAGGAAGAAGUUUGAAAAAGAGAGUGAAAAAUACUACUCUCAGUUGGAUAAACACCUGAAUCUUUCUGCCAAGAAGAAAGAGAGUCAUCUUCAAGAGGCUGAUGAACUUCUGGACAAAGAGCAAGUGAACUUUUAUGAGUCAUCAGUGGAAUAUGUCUAUCAGAUCCAUCAGGUGCAGGACAGGAAGAAGUUUGACGUGGUGGAGCCUGUCUUAGUAUUUCUUCACAGCAUUCUAACACUCAAUAACCUGACUGUAGAGAUGACUCAGGACUUCAUGCCUUACAAACAGGAGCUACAGCUCAGCUUGCAAAAUACAAGGAACCACUAUGAGAGCACACGGGAGGAGAUGGAGGAGCUGAUGAAGAGAAUGAAACAGCCAUCCCAGAUUUGUAAAAUGCACCAUCUGCCAACAAUGGAGGGAUACCUCUACAGUCAAGAGAAGUGGGCUUUGGGUGUGUCAUGGGUAAAGUACUACUGCAAGUACCACAAAGAAAGCAGACUGUUGGUUAUGGUUCCUUGUGAACAGAAACCUACAACUAAACAGGGUCCUACAGAACUGACACUUAAAUCCUGCAUCCGCCGGAAGACAGAAUCUAUAGACAAGCGCUUCUGCUUCGACUUUGAGGCUAAUGAGAGAAACACACCUGUCACGUUCCAGGCUCUUUCAGAGGGAAACAGGAAGUUGUGGAUGGAAGCUAUGGAUGGAAAAGAGCCUAUUUAUCAUUCACCAAUCCACAAGCAAGCUGAAAUGGAGCUGAAUGAAGUUGGAUUCAAGUUUGUGCGAAAGUGCAUCAACUAUGUUGAAACAAAAGGACUCACACAAGAGGGAGUGUACAGAACAGUUGGCAGCAAUAUCCAAGUGCAAAAGCUUUUGAAUGCCUUCUUUGAUUCUACAUGCCCGGGGGAUGUGGAUUUCCUUAGCAGUGACUGGGACAUUAAAACCAUCACAAGUGCCAUGAAGUUUUAUCUCAGGAGUCUCUCAGAACCUCUGAUGACCUACAGUCUACACAGACACCUCAUGGUAGCCGCAAAGUCAGAUAAUCUUGACGACCGACUAAGUGAGAUUCAUUCACUUAUUUACAAAUUACCAGAGAAGAAUCGAGAGAUGCUAGAGAUGCUUAUUCAACACCUGGUCAAUGUUUGCAGCCACAGCCAGGAAAACCUGAUGACCCCGUCAAACAUGGGAGUAAUCUUUGGACCCACAUUGAUGAGAGCAAAGGAGGAGACUGUGGCUGCCAUGCUGGACAUUAAAUUUCAGAAUAUUGUUAUUGAAAUUCUGAUUGAGGACUACAAAAAGAUCUUCAGUAGCAUGCCAGAGGACAGCGCUGCACCACCUAUCCCUCCUCCACGGAUCACCCCAAGAAAACGGCAACCUAUCACAAUUUCAAAGCGGCCAGCUCGUGUCUACCAAGCUUUUAAUUAUGACCAGUUUCAAAAUGCAGAGAAUGGACAAAAUGGAAGCUCUCUACAGAGCCCCAGAGCACAGGAUGGCGAUGUGGAUGGGGUUAUAUCUCCAGCCCCCAUACCCCAGCAGCGGACCAAACCCACUAGCUAUGCUCCAUUGAUUCCAAGAGAACCUCCUCCAAGGCAAGGUCUUCCACCUAAGCCUGCAUUUCGUCAGGACAGAAAUUUCGACAGUGACAUUAACAAACUGGUUGCAAAGAUAGAAGAUGCAAAUCAGAGGCCAGAUACAACUUCAGCGCCAAAUGGAGUCACUGUGACCAGAGCAGCAUCUUUCCAGAGCAGGAGACCACCUCUCGCAGGAGAUUGUGAUGGUGUGAACAAAAUGAGGUCUCCAGAGAAACAUGCGAUUUGUAGACCCCCAGUCAGACCUCCAGAUCCCCCUUCCAGACCUCCGGCAGUCCACAAGGGUCCAGGUGCAACAAGCAGUGACAACAGCCCUGCCUCGUAUGUUGCCUCCAAAACGAAGUUUUUUGAGAAUGCUUCAAAAAAAGUUGGCAGUACACCAGUUACCCCAUCAGCAUCAGCUAUGAUGAAUGUAAAAAAGGAGAAUUCGAGUUGAGGACACUCCAUGAGGUUCCAGGACCAGUGUAUUACCUUGAGGCCUGUUUUGGGACCAAGCCAAACAGCCAGUAAAAACUAGAUGGAGUCACCAUUAAUGAACUCAGUACACCUGUUCUCAGUGAAUAUUGAUCAUCUCAGAGACCCAUUUGCUUCUUUUGGACUUUUUUUUUCUCCAAUUAAACAAGUAGGAAGUGUUCAUUGUCAAGCAAACACUUUUGCUCUUGGGUAAGCUUUCAAGAUAGUUUUUAAUCAUUUCCAUAAUUGGCACUUGGAUGUUGCAACAGAAUCUAUAUUUACGUAGAUGCUCAGUGAUUUUACUUUGUUGAUGAAAUAGACAGUGAAUUACCCUGAGCCGUUCAUAUUGCUCUGUGGGAACUAACUACUGCAUGAAUCUGAACUGUUUAUGAAGCUUGUUUUGAUCUUCUAUUUACUUCACAGUCAUGUCACCCCAGAGAGUGUUCCACAUCCUUGUCUUUUUUAUGUGCGUUUGUUGAAUGUACACCCACAGUUACACGCUACUUGACAUGUGUUUUUACCAAAUUAGAUGCUCUAAAGUAAACUAUUUGAUGAGCUCUGAUUAACAUAAUCAUUUUAGUCACAGCUAACUCAAAUGUGGAAAGAGUUAAUGCAAUUGGUUAACAGGUUUGUUUCUAGAUGCCACCAGACCAUAAAAUGGGCUGGAAACAAAAAUGUUGGGUGUUGUCUCAGCGAACUUGGUUAUUAGAACCAAACUGGUUUAGAAGAAGCGAGGUCGAGCCCCGGGGUAGUCCAACCUCAAGGGUCGUCCCAGGUCGUCCUCUGUGUGGAGUUUGCAUGUUCUCCCUGUGUCUGCGUGGGUUUCCUCCGGGUGCUCCAGUUUCCUCCCACAGUCCAAAGACAUGUAGGUCAGGUUAAUCGGCAGUACUAAAUUGUCCCUAGGUGUGAAUGUGUGUGUGUGUGUGUGUGUGUGUGUGGGCGUGGGCCCUGUGAUGGCCUGGCAGCCUGUCCAGGGUGUCUCCCCACCUGCCGCCUAAUGACUGCUGGGGUAGGCUCCAGCAUCCCCGUGACCCUGAAAGCAGGAUAAGCGGGUUGGAUAAUGGAUGGAUGGUUUAGUAGAAUUUGGCAAAAUUAUUUGUAAAAAAUGAUAAUCAUAAUGCCGAUACAGUACUAGUCAAAAGUUUGGACACACCUGCUCAAAGUAGGGUUUUUCUUUAUUUUUGCUAAAUUUCAUGUAAGUACUAAAUGAAACAACUUGUUGAGAUGGGGGGCAUUUCAAAAUGUAUAUAUUUUUUAAAAUUUAAGAUGGUUUUGGAAAGAAAUUCAGAAAUAGGCAAUGACUUCAAGAUUUUGAAAAACAUA
Lampris incognitus (smalleye Pacific opah) is the source of this 3995-nucleotide messenger RNA. Its product is annotated as oligophrenin-1-like. Gene Ontology annotation, biological process: signal transduction. NCBI's taxonomy places the organism in Eukaryota, Metazoa, Chordata, Actinopteri, Lampriformes, Lampridae. The record is from RefSeq and is a predicted model, not a curated record. Gene Ontology annotation, molecular function: protein binding; GTPase activator activity. Gene Ontology annotation, cellular component: cytoplasm. Bases 244 to 2655 code for a protein of 803 amino acids. The transcript has 24 exons.